Messenger RNA from Brenthis ino (lesser marbled fritillary), 903 nucleotides. Lineage: Eukaryota; Metazoa; Arthropoda; Insecta; Lepidoptera; Nymphalidae. The record is from the annotation of a GenBank genome assembly.
AUGCUGAACGCCGUGUUAAUUACCUUAUCCCUAGUCACAUACACUCAAACCAGUCCUCGUAUGACAUUCGUAGACAACUUCUUACAAUGGGAAGCAGAAACAGCUCAAUUCUGCUCCAAUUUAAUACAUUUCAACAAUUAUUUCUAUUCAUUACACGAGCCCAUACAAGUUUCUGGCAUGCCAGCAGAUAUGCGUAUUCAAUUCAGUUUUCCAUGCAAUAUAUUCUACACGCUUAUAAACGACGAAAUGAAAAUGAGCUUACAAGUAAGACAUUUUAGCGGUGAAAUUGAAACUCUAAAAGUGCCUGGCUUAGGUCAAUCAACAACGGUUGAUAACCUUAACAAUAUAGUAUAUCUCGCCACUGAUAACGGCGUAUAUAAAUACAAAGAGGAUGGCUCAAUAGAAUUGUACACAGCUUUAGGAGAAGAUGUUAUGUACUUAACAGUUUCGACAGAUGGCACCACCAUGUAUAUAGCUACAUGGCCACAAAAUCGCGUCCAAAAAGUAACUAAUGACGGUCAAAAACUAGAGACUUUUCCAUCCAUUCCAAACGGACACGGUAUCACUGUAGAUACGAGGAAUAAUAUAUUUUUCGUUGCAGAAAAAACAUCUUAUGUACUAAAGAAUGAUCAAAAUGUUGCUAUAAAAAUAAAAGGGUUGCCCAGUGAAAGGAUAAUCAAUUUUUUUGUUAGUCGUGCAGAUGGGAUAUAUGCGAUGGAUGAAAAUAGUAAUCUAUAUAGCAUUGAUGCUGAAAACGCUAGUGCAAGACAUUUAGGAACUUUCAAUGUGACUGGAGUAAAUACAUUUGGUAUGGAUUCUGCUGCAAAUGUUCUUAUUGGGGUGAAGGGCCGUAUUAUUAGAUUCAAUGCGUAUGAACAUAAUCCGUGCGGCUAUCAGGACGAG